AUGGCUGUCCUCGCAAAUUGGAUAAGAGGCGUGAUGGAGGGAUACAAGUUCAGGCGAGCCGCAAACAUGACUUUACUCCCUGGGGCCUGUAGGUGUAUAAUGAAGGCGUGGCCUCCGAAUGAGGACGCGAUGGGGUUAGCGAGUUCCCCGCCUAAAAUAAUGUGCAGUCUUAUCGCAAACAUGGGCGAUGCGAGGCAAAGCCACCGAUACCUUCUCAGCGUAUUUGCAGCGCUCGAGGGUGCAUCGUACGCUAUAUGCAUACGUCACAAGCGAGCAGAUUUGAACACCCCAUCGUUCGCCCCCGCGAUCCUGACGGACUCGUCAAGUACACAUCGGCGUGGGGAUGCCGCCAAAAGAAACUUGAGCGUGGAAUGCACCCUUGCGGGAGGUGAAUGCAUUGAGAGUAAGAAACCCCACUUUGAAACGUCGCUAUUCAACAGCGCCGAUGUCAACGAAGCGGUGCAUGUCAGGGGUGUGCCAAGAAGCAAUCCGUGCAUUCUAUCCGACACGACCCGAUACGAUGGAAGCAGACUGCACAACCUGCGCGAAGGCGUUAAGUUUGCGACGACGACAGAGUUAGCGCCGGAACAGAAAGGACGCGAGUCGCCUCCUGAUAAUCAGUAGCUCAAGCGAUAUACCUAUCAGCCUGAAUAGACCCUUCUGACCUCCCCGUGAUAGCCUGUUUUACCUUUAAGAUCAGAAUCGGAGUUUACCAGGAGAGCUCCCGACGGUGCCACGAGAAAUUCCGGAAAGUUUGUAUUCUCGCCCAUCUUGACUUGUUGUCCAGUGGAGGAGGAGGAGUGUACCCGUUUGGAUCUGCCUGCACUGGAGGCCGUGGUAGCGGAUUGGCCAAAAACUAUUGAGGGGCAAUACCACUAGUACUGCAGGAGU
Suillus clintonianus is the source of this 891-nucleotide messenger RNA. RefSeq lists its product as uncharacterized. Bases 1 to 624 code for a protein of 207 amino acids. Lineage: Eukaryota; Fungi; Basidiomycota; Agaricomycetes; Boletales; Suillaceae. The record is from RefSeq and is a predicted model, not a curated record. The transcript is spliced from 5 exons.